UUUUUCUACCGCAGUCUCUGUCAUUCUAACAGCUGACCCAACAAAAGAAUUUGAUAAUUUUUGUUUUUAACUUUCCAUUAAUUAAUCUCACCAACUACAAUGGGAGGCUGGGCACUUGAAAUUGGAAAAAUGGCAUUGUACAUGACUUUUCCCGUCGCACUUUUUCAUAUUUUCAAUCAACCCGCGUACUUCGAAGAAUGGGUGACCAAAACCAAACGCGAACUCUAUCCUCCGGAGAAUGAAAGUCACCGUAAAGAACUUCAGGAUGCCAUCAAAAUGAUCCGGGCUAAACAAGAGGACAAGCAGAUGAAAGCUUUCGAAGAAAUUGAAAAUAAACAAAAACUUUAGAAGAUAUUUUGCAAGUGCAUACAUAGUUUGAUACGAAACGAAUUGAGAAAUGUUUUUUUUUUUUAAUAAUAAAUAAUUUAAAAUUAUAUUGUUGUGAAAUAAUUUAUUUAUGUAAUUGAACCAGAAGUCGUCAUUCAUCGAGACUGGAUAAUUAUUGAAAUGAAUUUUGGAACAUAAACAAACAACUGUCAAAUCUGAAAUAAACUGCACGUGUGUUUAAAGUUUUUAUUAA
Messenger RNA from Eupeodes corollae, 580 nucleotides. RefSeq names its product protein PET100 homolog, mitochondrial. Gene Ontology annotation, biological process: mitochondrial respiratory chain complex IV assembly. Bases 100 to 348 code for a protein of 82 amino acids. Gene Ontology annotation, cellular component: mitochondrion; mitochondrial inner membrane. The transcript has 2 exons. NCBI's taxonomy places the organism in Eukaryota, Metazoa, Arthropoda, Insecta, Diptera, Syrphidae. The record is from RefSeq and is a predicted model, not a curated record.